Molecule: messenger RNA, 1271 nt
Organism: Centruroides sculpturatus (bark scorpion)
Lineage: Eukaryota; Metazoa; Arthropoda; Arachnida; Scorpiones; Buthidae
Product: paired mesoderm homeobox protein 1-like
Exons: 3
Coding region: 64-822 (252 amino acids)
Biological process (GO): regulation of transcription by RNA polymerase II
Molecular function (GO): DNA-binding transcription factor activity, RNA polymerase II-specific; RNA polymerase II transcription regulatory region sequence-specific DNA binding
Source: RefSeq, a predicted model, not a curated record
AGGGUGCAUCCUACAGCUCGAACGUAUAACGAGUCAACGAGGCACAAUAAUCAUUUUGACAACAUGGACUAUGACGUGAUGAGUGUAUCUACAAGAGAAUUAUGCAGAGGUAUCAUUUACGAAGAUAGGACUAACAAUUAUAACAAUUGUAGCCAAAAUAAUAAAGGUUUCAUGGUUAGUCGUUUACUUAAUUUAGAAGAUAUAUCGGCCAAUAAUAACUGCGAAUAUAAAAUAUCAAAUUCUGAAGGACACAGUCCACAGGGACAGAGUUCUGAUGGACAACGCAGCGAAGACGAAUCUAUAGAGGAUGAAAAUCAAAGAAGGAAGAAACCUAGACGAAACCGCACCACAUUUACCGCCAAUCAACUGAGUGCAUUGGAGAGAGUUUUCGAAAAGACACAUUACCCGGACGCAUAUGUGCGAGAGGAAUUAGCUCGUAAAGUGAAUCUCACAGAGGGCAGAGUUCAGGUAUGGUUUCAAAAUCGAAGAGCAAAAUUCAGACGUAAUGAACGAAGCAUUCUCGCUCAAAGAAAUCAAACGUAUAGAAAUCCUCAGGAGGCUCAGCUAAUAGAACAGCCCAUAGCUCCGAGACCCACAGCACCCAAUAAUAAUCAUUGUUUGAGCCCGUGGAAAGCAGUUCCUUCGUCAUACGGUGCUAUGUUAGGAUCACCCAGUGGUGCACAGGUGGGAAGUUACUCUUCGUGUUCUUCUAUACCAUCCAGCUGUAACGUCACAGUACCACCUGUUCAAGGACAGUAUCAAGUGCGUUAUCACCACCAGGAUUAUGGUUCGGCACAGAAUCUUUACAUGGGAACACAGUGAUUUUAUAAAUAACUGAGAUAAAACUUUUAGAAGAGGCCUAAAGGCCGAUGCACACCUGAAACAAAAUUAAGACCACAAUGACGUCGACAACUUUCAUCAAUCGUCUGCUUUGACGUCGAUAAUCGGCAAAGAUGAUUGGUUAAUUCUGUCAACGCUUAUUGUCGCCUUAAUUUUGUCGCUCGUGUGUAUCAUCCUUGAAGCUGCAAAUGAAGAAGAGUUUACUACGACGACUGUGAUCUAUCAAAAAGUUUUUUUUUUUAAUUUUUAAUGUCUCUGAUCGAUUCCAUUUAUUAGUACGAAUACUAAACGGUGGUAAUCGACAACAAAUCAAAAUGUGUCAUGUAACUUAUCUUACUUGACGUGCUGUGAAUUAGGAAUAAAGACUGUUAAUUUCUUUCUAUUUUUGAUUUUACUUUUUUUAAUAUUGAAAAAUAAACCUCUUUAACCGA